AUGGAUAGCAACGCCGCCGCCAAGUUGCAGCGUCCACCACCACAUGCCGACGACGACGAACUGCCGGCACUGGCACCGCCUGAGGGCCGCGGAAGCCAGAGAACUCUGACGGGGACGCGCCUGCGUGCUAUAGCCGCGCUUGCGCUCUUCUCUGACUACUGCAGGAUCGUCGGCCAGAACCUCAUGGACGGGUCGCGCGACGCGGACGAGGAUAAGCUGCUCCAGCUCUGGCGCGUGCCGGCCCUCCUUGCUCUCGCGUACGCGGUGGUCGCAGCGCUCAUCUGGUUCAUCGGGUGGCUGGAGCGGCGGCGGCUGCAGCCCGCCGAUGACCGCGACGCACGCUGGGAGGGGCGGGUGAAGCUCGCCGCACGGUUCAUGGUCCACACCAUCAUCAACCUGUUGGUGUUCUACUCGUCCUCCGUGACACCGUGCGCUUUGUUCAUGUUCAUGUGGGUUAGGUCAGGUGACCAAGUUUACAUAAAGGUGCAGAAGGAAGAAGAGAGUGGUGAAGAGAAGCAAUAUCAAGUAUUGAGGUGUGAUUUGUGA
Miscanthus lutarioriparius is the source of this 546-nucleotide messenger RNA. NCBI's taxonomy places the organism in Eukaryota, Viridiplantae, Streptophyta, Magnoliopsida, Poales, Poaceae. The record is from the annotation of a GenBank genome assembly.